Aspergillus costaricaensis CBS 115574 is the source of this 762-nucleotide messenger RNA. RefSeq lists its product as uncharacterized. The transcript has 3 exons. The coding region runs from base 1 to 762 and encodes 253 amino acids. The record is from RefSeq and is a predicted model, not a curated record. NCBI's taxonomy places the organism in Eukaryota, Fungi, Ascomycota, Eurotiomycetes, Eurotiales, Aspergillaceae.
AUGUCUCCUCGCUGGUUUGGUCGGGAGGAGGUGAGCCCAAGCGUCGUCGUUGAGCUGGCAAAGCGAUGGCGCAUUCUGAGUCACGAAGAGGAGGUAGUUAUGCAGGGCAGCGAGCAAAGAACUGCCAAGCAAUGUCGUCCAUAUGCCUUCAUCUUGCUGAAGGUACGACAAGUGGGCUCUAAGCCGCCAGUUUACGGAAACAUGAGGAUCUACAAGCAGAUCCCUACAGAGGAGACAGUCGGCGACCGCCCCGAAGUACGAGCCAAGCAAGCGAAAGUUUGGGUUCCCCGUGAGCUCAGAGCAUACCGCCAGCUCAUGCUCAAGGUUUCGACCUUUACCCCUAAACUCCUGGACAGCUUGGAGGGAAAACAAGAUGCCGACAGCUUAGUACCUGGGGGUUUCAUAGUCUGGGUGGUCUCUGAGGUGAUCUCAGGUAUUCGCUUGGGAGAUGAAGAGAGUGACGAUAUCUUCUGGUCAAUGGAGUACUGUGUCCGUGACCAAAUUCGCAAUUCCUUUAAGGAGAAUUACCUAAAAAUGGUUAGCUGGGGAUGGCUUCCUUUUCAUCGUACCUGUGAAGAUCUGGUCUGGGUCCCCGAAUCAUCUACCCUGUUUUUCGUGAACUGGUUUAUGCCCACCGAAGUAGUCGCGCCGUGCAAUUGGAAGGAGGGAAUCUUGUACGGCUCUGGCCUCCUCAAGCCUCCUGCGUCCCCGACUUUCUCUAUUCAGCUUUGGAAUAAUAGUGUUAAAGGCUGGCAGGGUUGA